AUGUCACAAAAACAGAGGAAAGUGUUUAGUAUUGACGAAAAGUCACACGUUAUAUGGAGGUUGCAAAAUGGCGAGUCAAAUAAUGAAAUUGCAAAAGAAUGUGGAGUCUCACAGUCUACAAUAUCAACGAUUAGGAAGAAUAGAGAUAAAAUAAAAGCUCUUUUCGAGGAAAAUUCUUUGAAAAUUAAACGAUCGAGGACAUCUGAACAUAAAGUUAUGGAAGAGGCUUUAUUAACAUGGUUUAAACAUCAGUGGGCAAAUAACGUCCCAAUAAGUGGUCCGAUCCUGUAA
Parnassius mnemosyne (clouded apollo) is the source of this 291-nucleotide messenger RNA. The record is from the annotation of a GenBank genome assembly. Lineage: Eukaryota; Metazoa; Arthropoda; Insecta; Lepidoptera; Papilionidae.